Messenger RNA from Terrapene triunguis (Three-toed box turtle), 1194 nucleotides. It is a transcript of the gene NTMT1, whose product is annotated as N-terminal Xaa-Pro-Lys N-methyltransferase 1. Gene Ontology annotation, molecular function: N-terminal protein N-methyltransferase activity. The record is from RefSeq and is a predicted model, not a curated record. Bases 276 to 947 code for a protein of 223 amino acids. NCBI's taxonomy places the organism in Eukaryota, Metazoa, Chordata, Testudines, Emydidae. The transcript has 5 exons. Gene Ontology annotation, cellular component: cytoplasm.
CACUCUGAACUAUUUAAGGAAAUUACGCUCGAGCGGAGGAGGAGCAGGCAGGCCAGCGUGCAGCCGCCGCUGCUGCAGGAGGGGGGGAAAUCCAGGGGGUGCAUCGCUGCUGCUGGGACGGGAGGAGACCCCCGCUCCCCCCCCCCCAGCUGCUGCAGACCCGGGGCCAUAGAACAGGGAUCUGCUUUUCAUCAUUAGCAAUCCAAGCUGGAUUCGAGCUGGUGAUCAAGGAGCGGGGUAAGUCCCUAACCCAGGGGGCAAUUCCACUCAGCAGCAUGACAAGCGAGGUGGUGGAGGAUGAGAUGGAAUUUUAUUCCAAGGCUGAGAAAUACUGGAAGGAUGUGCCGCCCACGGUGGACGGCAUGCUGGGUGGGUACGGCCACAUCUCCAGCAUUGACAUCAACAGCUCCAAAAAAUUCCUGCUUAAAUUCCUUCGGGAUGGUCCUAACAGGACAGGAACCACCUGCGCCCUGGACUGUGGGGCUGGGAUCGGCAGGAUCACCAAGAGGCUGCUGUUGCCUCUCUUCAAAGCAGUGGACAUGGUGGAUGUGACUGAGGACUUCCUGACCAAGGCGAGGACCUACCUGGGAGACGAGGGCAGGCGAGUGAGGAACUACUUCUGCUGUGGCCUGCAGGACUUCAGCCCCGAGCCCAACUCCUAUGACGUCAUCUGGAUCCAGUGGGUAAUAGGACACCUGACUGACGACCACCUGUCUGACUUCCUGAAGAGAUGCAAGGUUGGCCUGCGCCCCAAUGGCAUCGUCGUCAUCAAGGACAACAUGGCCCAGGAGGGAGUCAUCAUGGACGAUGUGGACAGCAGUGUGUGCCGGGACCUGGACGUGGUGCGGACGAUCGUCCGGCGCGCAGGCCUCAAUCUCCUGGCUGAAGAAAGGCAAGAGAACUUCCCUGACGAAAUCUACCACGUCUAUACGUUUGCCAUGAGAUGAACCCGGGCUGGGAGAGGCUGUUUACCAAGAGGUACCACUGUGCCAGGACCAGCCCAGCAGGCCCCUUCUGGGGGGAUCAGGAGGACACCUAUCGUGCGGUCCAGACACUUCAUGGUUAAAAUUCAGGGUGGGGUGGGGUGUCCUGAAUAACCCUGCUGGGGCUGGCUGGAAAGAUCAGGGCGGGUCUUCUGCGUUGUUGCUGUUUGUGAGAAAAGACAGCUGCCAAAUACACUCUCCUGCUGUUGCA